AUGACUAUGACUCAAUGCGUUAUAACAGUUAUAUCAAAAUUUGAGAAUGAGAAUAUAGAUUAUGUUGAAGAGUAUAUAAAAGGAAUAUCAGAAUUUAGAAAAGUGGUCAAAUCAUCUCGUGCAAUUGAUUAUUUUGUUGAAGUUUCAGAUGUUGAAACAGUUAGAAAAUCAUUGAAAAGUAAAUUCUUACAUACAAUUGAUGUAAUUAUACAACCGAUUGAAUAUAGAUCCAAGAAAUUAUUUGUAUUUGAUAUGGAUUCAACUUUAAUAUAUCAAGAAGUUAUUGAAUUAAUUGCAGACUCAGACCCAAAUUUAAAAUUAAAAAUUGCUGAAAUUACCGAAAGGGCAAUGAAUGGAGAAUUGGAUUUUAAUGAAAGUUUAAAGAAAAGAGUUGGAUUAUUAAAAGGUAUUAAUGCAGAAACUUUAUGGGACGACAUAAAACCAAAAUUAAAAAUAACUAACGGUGCAAAAGAAUUGAUUCAAUUUUUAAAAUCAAAAGGUAUAAUUACCUCUGUUUGUUCUGGUGGGUUCAUUGAACUAGCUGAAUAUAUUAAAUCGGAAUUGGGUUUAGAUUAUGCAUAUGCUAAUAAAUUAGGUAUAUCUGAUAAUAAAUUAAAUGGAGAAAUUAUUGGUGAAAUUGUAAAUGGUGAAAAGAAAGCACAAUUAUUAAAAGAAAUUGCAAAGGUUCAUAAUAUAGAUACUAAAUUUGCUUGUGCUGUUGGUGAUGGUGCUAAUGAUUUGCCUAUGAUGUCUAUUGGAUUUGGAAUUGCUUGGAAUGCAAAACCAAAAGUUCAACUAGAAGCUCCAAGUUGUUUAAAUACUGAUAGUUUAAAAGAUAUUAAAUAUAUUAUAGAAUAG
Molecule: messenger RNA, 858 nt
Organism: Insectozyma verbasci
Lineage: Eukaryota; Fungi; Ascomycota; Pichiomycetes; Serinales; Debaryomycetaceae
Source: the annotation of a GenBank genome assembly